Xylaria bambusicola is the source of this 1931-nucleotide messenger RNA. Its product is annotated as endoglucanase 2. Gene Ontology annotation, biological process: glucan catabolic process. Lineage: Eukaryota; Fungi; Ascomycota; Sordariomycetes; Xylariales; Xylariaceae. Gene Ontology annotation, molecular function: hydrolase activity, hydrolyzing O-glycosyl compounds. Bases 177 to 1688 code for a protein of 503 amino acids. The record is from RefSeq and is a predicted model, not a curated record. The transcript is spliced from 5 exons.
GUUGGUUCGCGAUGCGUCUCGCGCCAAACCAACACUUCUCUUCUUGAGUGUUAUCUCUUUCUCUUCUUGUUUCUGUGCUCGUCACAUUCUUUUCUAUCGUUGAAUUUCUAUAUUCGUUUCUUGUAUAUACAGGUUAUAUCUUCUUUUUCUCUUCUGCUGUCGUUAUCGUGUUGAUCAUGCAUUUCUCGACCUUUCUUUCUCUUACUUUAUUACCGGCAGCUUUUGCCAAGGUGCAGUUUCUGGGAGUAGCUAUAGCUGGAGGCGACUUUGGGUGUCAAAUUGAUGGGACGUGUCCUCCGGAAUCCGCACAGCUACCUUUAAAUGAUGGACCGAACCAAAUGAACCAUUUCGUGAAAGAAGAUGGAGUAAAUCUGUUGAGGAUACCAACAUCAUGGCAAUUUCUUGUAAAUGGUCAACUCGGUAGCGAUCUCGAUGCCUCGAAGCUUUCACAGUAUGAUCAACUAGUGCAAUCAUGUCUCGAUACCGGCGCCUAUUGCAUGAUAGAUAUUCACAACUUUGCGAGAUGGAAUGGGCAGAUUAUCGGUCAAGGCGGUCCAACGGACGAACAAUUCGCCAGCUUCUGGGGUCAGUUAGCAGGGAACUAUGCCACCAGCGACAAGAUAAUAUUCGAGCUUAUGAACGAACCUCACGACCUUGACGUAGGAAUCUGGGCCCAGACUUGUCAGAAGGCCGUUACGGCCAUCCGCGAAGCGGGAGCUACAUCGCAAAUGAUAUUACUCCCCGGUACGAAUUUCGAUAGCGCGGCGACGCUAGUAUCAAGUGGAAGCGCAGAUGCGCUUCUUGCUAUCACCAACCCGGAUGGAAGCACGGAUAACCUCCUUCUAGAUAUUCACAAGUAUCUCGACGAGGAUAAUUCCGGCACCCAUGCUGCGUGUACCACCGACAACGUGGACGCCUUUACGACGGUGGCGGAGUAUCUGCGAACCAAGGGACGGAAAGGUUUCAUCAGCGAAACUGGCGCUUCGAGUGAUGCUUCCUGUAUACCAGCAUUCUGCGCUCAAAACACUUUCAUCAACACCAAUUCCGACGUAUUCACAGGCCUAGUAGCCUGGGGCGCCGGCAGCUUCAGCACAUCAUACGUACUAAGUCUAACACCAACGAACCAAAACGGCCGUCUCGUCGACAGCACGCUCAUGACACAAUGCGUCCUCGCGACCUGGAACAACGCACACAGCAACAACGGCACCAUCCCCACGCCGACAUUAUCCUCGACCAGGCCAACCGCGACGAGUUCUAAGGCCACGUCAACAAUAAUCACACGAGCCUCGACGUUCAUCUCAGCGACUUCGUUACCCACACCCCCGGCGUCGCUGACCGUGUCGCGUGGCCCAGCGAUAUCCCAUAUCCCAAGCAACGACAAUAGCUCCAGCUCAGCUGCUCCAGGGUCAACCAUCAACACCUCGGACGUACUCAUUCUCACGGACGUGUUGCCUGCGAGCACCAUGACGACGCUCGCCAUCGCCACGGGCACCCCGCCCUCGCGCUCCGGAUUCGGCGGCCUGCUCACCGCGCAGUCCGUGCCAUUGCUGGCCACACCGACGGGGGCGUCGACGUCCGCGUCUGCUUCCUCGACGCCAGCUGCGGCGGAGGGCGGUGCUGGAUCGAUUGCGGUGGGCGCACUUACUUUAUGGAGUGCUGUGUUUGUAGCCGUUGCUUCACUUGUUUAGCGAAAGAGCAAAUUGACUUUUAGACCGGAUACCCGAGAGCGUUUUGCCAGCAUUAUCAUUCUUCUGCAUGCACUUUUCUUGCCAGUAUCCAAGCUCCGAAGUAUCUGUAUAUAGUGAUCCUCAGCAGUGUAGAUAGUGAAUGUGUUUUGUCUCGAAAGUCUCUAUGUAUAUUUAACUGUAUCACUCUCAUGUCAAUUACUUAUCCCCGGUGUAUUAGGCAAAGGCUGUUAGGCUUCAAGUCUG